UCCCAUUUACCCUUGCGAGCUUUACGUCGUCGUGCGUCAACUCCCCAGUCCCCCCACCAUCACCGUUCUACAGAGGAAGAAAGGGGGAGACGGGAAACCUAUACUGAACGCCUUCACACAAAUAUGAGCGGCAGCGGGCGGCCCAGGACCAGCUCAUUCGCUGAGCCUCCCGGAGCUCCCGGAUCCGCUGCAGCUGGUGCCGGAUCAGCAGUAGCCGGCGGAAGCUCGUCAGGAAAAACUGGGGCUUCACAAGCCAGUGGAAGCAGCUCGACGAGCUUUGGGAAUUUGAAACUACCUAGAGACAGCGGCAAAGUGACGACAGUGGUAGCCACACCAGGCCAGGGCCCCGACCGCCCACAAGAAGUGUCCUACACAGACAUUAAGGUUAUAGGAAAUGGCUCCUUUGGAGUGGUCUACCAGGCUCGCCUCAUCGACAGCCAGGAGAUGGUGGCAAUUAAGAAAGUUCUCCAAGACAAGAGGUUUAAGAAUAGGGAGCUGCAAAUAAUGAGAAAAUUGGACCACUGCAACAUUGUGAGGCUACGUUACUUCUUCUACUCCAGCGGAGAGAAGAAAGAUGAGGUGUAUUUGAAUCUGGUGCUGGACUAUGUCCCUGAGACGGUGUACAGGGUGGCUCGGCACUUCAACAAGGCAAAGACCACCAUCCCUAUCAUCUAUGUUAAGGUGUACAUGUACCAGCUGUUCCGCAGUCUGGCUUAUAUCCAUUCCCAGGGCGUGUGUCACAGAGACAUUAAGCCUCAGAACCUCCUGGUGGACCCUGAGACAGCGAUACUCAAACUCUGUGACUUUGGCAGUGCAAAGCAGCUAGUUCGAGGAGAGCCGAAUGUGUCCUAUAUCUGCUCACGGUACUAUCGUGCCCCCGAGCUCAUCUUUGGUGCCACCGACUACACCUCCAACAUCGACAUCUGGUCAGCCGGCUGCGUGCUGGCUGAGCUGCUGCUGGGCCAGCCAAUCUUCCCUGGGGACAGCGGUGUGGACCAGCUAGUAGAGAUCAUCAAGGUCCUGGGCACACCAACAAGGGAGCAGAUCAGGGAGAUGAACCCAAACUACACAGAGUUCAAAUUCCCACAGAUCAAAGCACACCCUUGGACAAAGGUGUUUAAGCCUCGCACCCCACCAGAGGCCAUUGCUCUCUGCUCUCGGCUGCUGGAAUACACGCCAGUGACCAGGCUGUCUCCCCUGGAGGCAUGUGCGCACGCCUUCUUUGAUGAGCUGCGUCAGCCCAACACCCGCCUGCCCAGCGGACGAGAGCUGCCGCUUUUGUUCAACUUUAGUCCCGUCGAGCUGUCUAUCCAGCCCCAGUUGAACUCUACACUCAUUCCUCCUCACGCUCGUGCACAGACAUCGCCUGCCUCACAUGAGGGCAGUGUGUCAGACAGUUCCGCCCAGCCCAGCUCAGCACCCGGAUCCAUCAACAACAGCACCUGAGCAUCCAUCCCUCUGUCAUCCUUUCUUUUUGUCUUCCUCAUUUUCCUUUUCUCUCCUCUGCUCUUCUCCCUUUUCAACCUUCCUCCUGGGCUCCAACCCCCCCCCUUAAGAUAGAGAAGAAAUGGCUGUACCACAUAGACACUCGGCAUUGCUUUUCCCCCUGAAUUUUAACUAUUUCUGAUAGAAAAGUGAUUUCUGUGGCUGCUACCUUCUGAGUGGUUUGGGGUUGUUUGGAAGGACAUUGAAGAAGCCACACUUGGACAUAAUAUUAGCUGCAGUUCUAAGUCCAAUGGUGGUACGGGUCUGGCCUGUAGGAGUAAAGAAAUUAAGUGUUGGAUGAGUUGGGAUAUGAGGACGAGGGGUGCUACAUGUUUUGUGGACUUUCUGUAUUCUAAUCUAAAGUGACUUUUAUCCCUUUUAUGUUCCUUUUAUUUGUUUUAGCUAAUUUUAUGUGUGGCUGUGGUGCCAUUAAAUAGGGUCCUGACUGGCCCAGUAUAAGAUAUAUACUUGUAUGGGUUCAAGUGGGGUCCUAAAGUAUAAGGCCUCAUUAUUAUUGACAAUCAUCCUUUAGUAGGGUCACAAAUGGCACACUUGUACUGUACUUUGUUUGAUCGUACGACACACUGUGUAGACAAGUGACUUUGCCGUCACUUCCUACCCUGAACUCUACUCUAGAAUUGUCAGCCCACUCUGCUUAAUGGUUUACAAAUUUGAAGACUUGUUUUAAAUCUCUAUUUGACACAUGACAGGAAAUAUUGGCUGAUUUUGUUUGUGUCAUUUUAGAUGAGAGGUGGUUUUAGAUUUUAUUACUAAAGGGGGGCACCGCCGGCCGUCUCUGCAGUUUCUUUUUUGAUUUUUACCUCCUCAAAAUGCCUUUUUAUGUAACUGAGAGGAACUUUAUACACAGUCUUCAGUUCCUUCAGUAUAAGCUCAUGUUUUCUUUUAUUAAGCUGGAAACCAAGUGUUUCAUUUUAAUUCUAAAGACAUAUUGCACAUCUUCAAAGGGAAUAGAGGGGAAGCAAGGGGCCUGUCUUUCCAGCUGUUAACAUAACUUUACACAGAGGGAGCCAUUGGUGAAGGGCUCCGGUGCUUCAAAACACAUUACCUAGCACUGAACCCUAAGAAGUCCUGUCAUUAAUUAUGUCACUUUAUGUCGUUUACUCUCAUAUCAGAUUGAUUAUGUUGAAGUAUGACAUCAGGACGCUUUGACUGCUCACCUGGCUCGUCAUUGUCAUUUCAGCUAGUGUUCACAUCAUUGUUUGAGGAGAGGAGGACUCUAAAGUAAUUUUUUUUCGUUUGUAAAGACGAUUUGUUGAGAAGUCUUUGCCCCCUCCCAGACAGACUGCCUGUGAUGUUCAUAUCAUGUUCUCUUCUUGUCCUGUGGAGAUGGUAGAAACUGAUCUUGAAUGGCCUGACAGUCCUUUGCCAGCACGGACUUGUUUUCUUUUCGUCCACCACACAAAUGUGCAUGUUCAGCCCUAGUUGACCACACUAUAAGAUUUCAGCUAAUCUCAGUAAUAAUCUGACCAGAAAUUAUGCUUACCUGACAGUUUAUGGAGCCCCCCCCCUCCCAUAUUCCCUUUUUCUCCUCACGCCUUCUGCUUCCCUCUUUUCCUCCUCCUUUUUUCACUGCUAAACUGUAAAUAUCAAGUACCUUUUAUUUUAUUAUUUUUGUUAUUAUUGUUAUUAUAUUGUUGUUCUCGUCAUUUUUUUUUUCUCUAGUAGACCGGCGCAGCAGCUGCCGGACUGUUUAUCCUCAGUCGCAGUCUGUAAAUACAAUUUCAUUUCAUUUCAGUCCCCAGUUCAGGAGGGGAAAAACAGAACAAAAUGUUUCAUUUUUAUUGUCUCUCCCUCCAUUUCUCUCUUCACUGUGUUCCCUUUUCUCCCAUCAAUGUUGUCAUAACUUUUAUUUAUUGUAUUGUUUUUUUUGGGAGGGGCGGGGGGAUUGUUUCUUUUCCACUAGGGUGGCAAAAUUGUGGGAUGUUUUAUGUUUGUUUUUUAAUUCAGAGUUUUAGUCCAGCAAUGUCACAUGCAAAACAAUUUCACAUCCAAGAUACUGUACUCAAAUCCAGAUGUUGGUGUGUGUUUUCCAAUCAUUGGCUGUGUAUGUGUGGGGAUGCACAUGCUAGCCAACAGGUGGAAAUCCAGGUUUCCAUUUAACUUCAAUGUGAAGGGAAUGUUACAAGCGUCUGGAUCUAUGGGGUCGUGGUGUUGGGAGGGAGCACGGAUCACCCUGUGUGUUUGUUUGAGUGUGUGUGUGUGUGUGUGUGUGUGUGGAGGAAAGGGGAAAUAAUGAAUCUGUCCAUUGUCAUGUAUCAUCUCCUGUGUCCGACCGUCUUCUGUUUCCUCUCACCAUGUGUAGUAUGAGUGUAACGGGUCCCACUUGUUAGGAGAGCAUGUUUGCUUCACAGAUCCUUGGGGAGUUUCUCGAGCACAGCUGCAGGGAAUGUAUGUGUGUCUGUGUGUGUGUGUGCGCGCUGGCAGAACGUGGACAUAACUCUCCUGACUCUCCUCAAUGAAGAGCUGACUAUAUGUGCUAUUUUAAUGUUUUUGGUUUUUCCAUCUUCCGAUCUGUCACACUUUUUUUUUUUUUUCUUCAUUUGAUGUGACCCUGCUCUUCCAUCGCCCUUGUCUGAGGGUUACAUGUCAUUGUUGGGGAACAGAACGGUUGGAUAAAGGAGAUGAUAAAGAGAGAGGGAUGGAGGGAGAGAGUCAGUUUUUGUUUGUUGGUAUAAAUAAUUAAACUCAUUAAUAAAGUGAUGAAACUGU
Messenger RNA from Labrus bergylta (ballan wrasse), 4215 nucleotides. RefSeq names its product glycogen synthase kinase 3 alpha b (gene gsk3ab). NCBI's taxonomy places the organism in Eukaryota, Metazoa, Chordata, Actinopteri, Labriformes, Labridae. Gene Ontology annotation, biological process: insulin receptor signaling pathway; negative regulation of TOR signaling; regulation of neuron projection development. Gene Ontology annotation, cellular component: cytoplasm; nucleus; cytosol. Gene Ontology annotation, molecular function: ATP binding; protein serine/threonine kinase activity. The record is from RefSeq and is a predicted model, not a curated record.